This is a messenger RNA of Camellia sinensis, 1842 nucleotides long. Its product is annotated as protein DETOXIFICATION 41. Gene Ontology annotation, cellular component: membrane. Lineage: Eukaryota; Viridiplantae; Streptophyta; Magnoliopsida; Ericales; Theaceae. Gene Ontology annotation, biological process: xenobiotic detoxification by transmembrane export across the plasma membrane. The record is from RefSeq and is a predicted model, not a curated record. Gene Ontology annotation, molecular function: antiporter activity; xenobiotic transmembrane transporter activity.
UAAAAAGGUAACCCAAUGAAGAUGAGGCUACAAAUCAAAUACUUUAAAGAGGGGGGUUUGCAUGGAAGUUCUUCCAAGAGUGAAGCCAUGAACAACAUGAAUUCAGAAGAGUUAGAUUACCAGCAGCAAUUGCUGCUUCCAGGAGGAGGAGGGGCUCAAGUUUCUGGUUUGUCCUCCUCUGAGGUUGAAGACAUCUUGGCACGAAAGCCUGUACCCUUUAAAUGGUAUUUUCGACUCCUGGGUUGGGAGUCGAAACUUCUAUGGCUCCUUUCUGGGGCAACCAUUGCUGUCUCUGUCUGCAAUUAUAUGCUCAGUUUUGUUACCCUUACUUUUUCUGGCCAGUUGGGUGCUUUGCAGCUUGCUGGUGCUUCCAUUGCUAUGGUCGGCACUCAAGGCCUUGCCUACGGGAUCAUGUUGGGGAUGGCAAGUGCUGUUCAAACUGUGUGCGGCCAAGCAUACGGAGCAAAGCAAUACGAUGCGAUGGGCAUAAUUUGCCAGAGAGCAAUAAUCCUACACUUAGCAGCAGCAAUUCUUCUGACUUUUCUCUACUGGUACUUCGGUGAAGUCCUUCUAUUAAUUGGACAAGCGGAGAGCAUAGCCAAAGAGGGUCAAAUCUUCGCGCGAGGCAUGAUUCUGCAACUCUAUGCGUUCGCGAUAAGUUGUCCAAUGCAAAGGUUUCUUCAAGCACAGAACAUUGUGAACCCAUUGGCAUACAUGUCAAUGGGGGUUUUGGUAUUGCACAGUGUGUUGACAUGGGUUGUGGUUAAUUACUUGCAUUAUGGGCUUCUUGGAGCAGCGCUUACGCUCAGCUUCUCCUGGUGGGUACUGGUUUUGCUACAAGGACUUUACGUACUUUUCAGCCCUUCUUGCAAGAAUACUUGGACUGGCUUCUCUAUCAAAGCUGUUUAUGGGAUUUGGCCUUAUUUCAAGUUGACUAUUGCUUCUGCUGUUAUGUUGUGUCUAGAGAUAUGGUACAACCAAGGACUUGUACUUAUAUCAGGCUUCCUCCCCAACCCAACAAUUGCCUUAGAUUGCCUUUCUAUUUGUAUAAAUUACUGGACAUGGGACAUUGAGUUCAUGUUGGGGCUGAGCGCGGCAGUAAGCGUUCGAGUCGGUAAUGAGCUUGGGGCAGGACAUCCAAUGGUUGCAAAAUUUUCAAUGAUUGUAGUUAUCAUGACAAGUAUUCUCAUUAGUAUAUUUUUUAGUGCAAUUGUUCUCAUUUUCCGGAUUGGAUUGAGCAAACUCUUUACAAGCGACCAAGAUGUUAUUGCUGCAGUGUCCAAUAUGACUCCAUUACUUGCUAUUUCUGUAUUCUUAAAUGGCAUUCAACCUAUACUUUCUGGGGUGGCCAUAGGGAGUGGAUGGCAAUCUAUUGUGGCUUAUGUUAAUCUAGCCACUUAUUAUAUUGUUGGCCUGCCCAUUGGAUGUGUCCUAGGGUUCAAAACACGGUUAGGAGCUGCAGGGCUUUGGUGGGGGAUGAUUAUUGGAGUCCUUCUACAAACAGUAUGUCUAAUCAUCAUAACUGCCAGAACAAAUUGGAAUGCAGAGGUUGCUAAAGCUGUUGAGAGGUUGAAAAAAUCUGCAAAUGAAGCUUCACCCUUGGACCAAUUGGACAGUGUUUCCUAAUGUUUUUAUUCAAAUAUACUUUAUGUUUCUGAGACAUUUUUUUGUUUUCCCAAUGAGAAAAAUGUUAGAUUAAGUGUGAUCACACCAUAAUGUGGUGUGUCUCUGCAAACUUGAUUAAAUCCAAUGGCUGGUGUAUUCCUUCUCACAAGGAAAUGGAACAAUUUGAUAAGUUAAGUAUUUGAAUUUGAACACAAUGGACACAUUGUUUCAUGACAA